This is a messenger RNA of Sarcophilus harrisii (Tasmanian devil), 1007 nucleotides long. It is a transcript of the gene PSME2, whose product is annotated as proteasome activator subunit 2. Gene Ontology annotation, cellular component: proteasome activator complex; cytoplasm; nucleoplasm. The record is from RefSeq and is a predicted model, not a curated record. Gene Ontology annotation, molecular function: endopeptidase activator activity. Gene Ontology annotation, biological process: positive regulation of endopeptidase activity; regulation of G1/S transition of mitotic cell cycle; regulation of proteasomal protein catabolic process. The transcript is spliced from 11 exons. NCBI's taxonomy places the organism in Eukaryota, Metazoa, Chordata, Mammalia, Dasyuromorphia, Dasyuridae. The coding region runs from base 239 to 958 and encodes 239 amino acids.
ACUAGUAGCCUGGGGGCUGGCAGGCAGGCGGGCCCUUCCCCCCGCCCCUCCCCCUCCCAGAGCACGCCCGGGGCCCGGCCUCCCUUCUGGCCUCGGGAGGACGGCGGGGGGCUCCCGGAGAUAAGGCGGGGCCCGGGCCAGGGCGGCGGGGGCGGAGCCGCCAGGGGGAGCGAAAGCGAAAGCCGGAGCUCGGGGUGGGGAGCUGGGAGACGGCUGCACCUCUCCGGCCGCCGGCAGCAUGGCCAAGGCGUGCGAGCUGCGGCUGAGCGGGGAGGCCCGCAGACAGGUGGACGUGUUCCGGCAAAGUCUCUUCCAGGAGGCCGAGGAGUUCCUCUCAGUCUUCCUCCCUGGGAAGAUCAUCCAGCUGCAUCUGCUUCUGAAGGAGGAGUCCUUCAAUGUGAGCGACCUGUCCUCGCUUCGAGCCCCGCUGGACAUCCCCAUUCCAGAUCCUCCACCCAAGGAUGACGAGAUGGAGACAGACAAACAAGAAAAAAAAGAAGUUCCCAAGUGCGGCUUCCUCCCUGGGAAUGAGAAAGUCCUGGCACUAAUUGAUCAAGUUAAGCCAGAGAUUAGAACUCUCAAAGAAAAAUGUGUUCUGGUGAUCACCUGGAUCCAACACCUGAUCCCCAAGAUUGAGGAUGGCAAUGACUUUGGGGUGGCCAUCCAGGAAAAGGUUCUAGAACGAGUGACAGCAGUGAAAACCAAAGUGGAAAGCUUUCAGACAACCAUUGCCAAGUACUUCUCUGAACGUGGAGAUGCCGUGGCCAAGGCCUCCAAGGAGAUGCAUGUGAUGGAUUAUCGGGCCUUGGUACAUGAACGGGAUGAGGCAGUCUAUAGAGAACUUCAGACCAUAGUGAUGGAUCUCCGUUCUUUCUAUGCUGAGCUCUAUCACAUCAUCAGCAACAACCUAGAGAAGAUCACCAACCCAAAGGGUGAAGAGAAGCCAUCUAUGUACUGAGCCCCAGGGCCAUAAGGGAAAUAAAUAAUCUUAACUCCUCUAACAAACU